Messenger RNA from Arabidopsis thaliana (thale cress), 3090 nucleotides. Its product is annotated as ARM repeat superfamily protein. The transcript has 2 exons. The coding region runs from base 177 to 1733 and encodes 518 amino acids. NCBI's taxonomy places the organism in Eukaryota, Viridiplantae, Streptophyta, Magnoliopsida, Brassicales, Brassicaceae. The record is from RefSeq and is marked reviewed.
CAACAGUCAACAUUCGCUCUGUUUUCGCUUCCAAAUAAACAAACAAAUAAUUAUAAUUCUUUCUUACAAAAAAAUAAAAAGAUAUAUAUAAAUCUUUCGCACUCUCUCUUUGCUUGUUGGUGGUGCAUAUGUAGUAAGUAGGUUAAGCUUAAAGAACUGAUCGGAGAAUCACAACCAUGGCUAAAUGUCACCGGAAUAAUAUCGGAUCUCUCAUUCUUGACCGUGCUCCUUCCACUUCUUCUUCUUCUACUUCCGGCUACCAUUUCCGUCUCUGGAGCACCUUCUCUAGAUCCACAUUCCGUAGAAAGAUCGUCGACGCCGUUAGUUGCGGCGGUAGCUCACGUUACCGUCACGAGCUCCGGGAAGAGGACGAUGAAGGAAGUUACGUGACGGUGACGGCGAAGUCAACAGUUGCAUCAUCGAAAGAUGCGAAAGCUAAUACGAUCGGCGCGGCGUUGAACGGCGUAGCGUUCGAGGAGACAUCGAAGAAAUCGGAGAAGCUUUGUGAUCUGUUGAAUCUAGCUGAAGUUGAAGCUGAUGUUGAGACGAUGAAGAAAGAGGAAGCUCUUGAGGUUUUGAAGCGCGUGGUCAGAGAGUUACAAUCAGCUGCGGCGGCGCGUGAAGAUAACGAUGACGGAGGAGACUGUCGGAAGAAAAUAACGGCGGCGAGUGAGGUACGGUUGUUGGCGAAGGAAGACUCGGAGGCGAGAGUGACGUUGGCGAUGCUCGGUGCGAUUCCGCCGUUAGUUAGUAUGAUCGAUGACUCGAGAAUCGUAGAUGCUCAGAUCGCUUCGCUUUAUGCUCUGCUCAAUCUUGGGAUUGGUAAUGACGCGAACAAAGCAGCGAUUGUUAAAGCAGGUGCUGUUCACAAAAUGCUGAAGCUAAUUGAGUCUCCAAACACUCCUGAUCAAGAGAUUGCAGAAGCUGUGGUCGCUAAUUUUCUUGGAUUAAGCGCUUUAGAUUCAAACAAACCGAUUAUUGGUUCUUCUGGAGCUAUAAUCUUCCUGGUGAAAACUCUUCAGAAUUUGGAUGAAACAAGUAGCUCACAAGCGAGAGAGGACGCAUUGAGAGCUCUCUACAACCUCUCAAUCUAUCAACCAAACGUUUCGUUUAUCCUUGAAACCGAUUUGAUCACGUAUCUUUUGAACACAUUGGGAGAUAUGGAAGUGAGUGAGAGGAUUCUCGCUAUCUUGAGCAAUUUAGUGGCAGUCCCUGAAGGAAGAAAAGCAAUCGGUUUGGUGUGCGACGCAUUCCCGGUUUUAGUCGAUGUACUGAACUGGACUGACUCACCGGGGUGCCAAGAAAAGGCGACUUACAUUCUAAUGUUGAUGGCUCACAAGGGAUACGGAGAUAGACAAGUGAUGAUUGAGGCGGGAAUCGAAUCAGCGUUGCUCGAGUUAACUCUUUUAGGAAGUGCACUGGCACAAAAGAGAGCAUCAAGGAUAUUAGAGUGUCUUAGAGUAGACAAAGGAAAGCAAGUCCUGGAUAGUACAGGAUCAUGCGGAGCCUUAUCCGCACCGAUAUACGGGACCAGAGACAACGGUUUGGACCACGAGGAAAACGAUUUGAUGAUGAGCGAAGAGAGGAAAGCCGUGAAACAGUUAGUGCAACAGAGUUUACAGAGUAAUAUGAAGAGAAUUGUGAAGAGAGCUAAUUUGCCACAAGACUUUGUUCCUUCAGAGCAUUUCAAGUCACUAAGUUUGAGCUCCACUUCAAAGAGCCUUCCCUUUUGAAAAAUGUAAGUCUUAAUCAUUAGUCAGAUUGCUAAUUUAAGUAGAUUGUCACAUUGAUAAGUUUGUUAACUUUCUUCCCAAGGCUUUAUUGAUUUGAUGCUCUGUCUCUCACUCACUGACAGUGGCAUAAAAUGUAAAUUCGGGUAAUAUUAGAGGGCAUUGAGUUAGUCUCUCACAUGCACUUCACCAGUUUUUUAGUCUUCCUCGAGACCCCACCCACAUAGCCUGAAUCUUGAAAUUACCAUAUUGCCCAUCUUCCUUAACUAAAGUGUCGGUCAUUAUCUCACUUUGAAGUAUGGCUUGGUCCACUCUUGCUUUUGCUUUUAUUGUUUGUAUUUAAUUUUAUAUUUAUGUCUCUGUAAAAUACAUUUUCAAACAGAGUUUUGGAAUCUUUUGAGAGAUUAUUUUAUGGUUGUUUCUCGAAUAUAAAAUAGAGUACAUGCCUGAAUAAACAAUGUGGCGGCGUGGAGUAAAUUGGAUCUGUCGAUCUAACUACAUUUUGUUUGUUAUUGUUUUGUUUUGUAGCGAAAAUUUUACACAAAUUCAUUAUAGAAUAAUCAAGCAUCACGUCUUGUAGGUGUCAUCAUGAUUCAUGAAGCAUUUCUACAAAAAUAAUAGAGAGAAAGACACAUAUGAGCUGAUUUAACAAGAGGAAAUAAAAACAAAGAAGAGUGUUGUUGCUUCGCCAGAUCUCAUCAGCUUCUGAGGUAUGCGACAAAUGUGCUCAGACACAAUCUAAUAUAAUGCAUAGUACUCAAGGUACGAUGUGUCGUUGUGUUUGAGUUAACUUUUUUUUUGGUUUGGUUGGUGGUUUUGUUAAAAGUAAAAAAGCCAAAUUGGUCUACUAGGCUUAGCGUGAAAAGUAUUGUUAUAAAGUUAUAGAGUUUGUUAGCUUUUACUUUUACCAAUUUUAUCAGCUUUUUUACUAUUAUUAUAUGGUUAAAUUAAUACUGUAUCUUUCCACCUUUUUUUUGGCUUAUGAGUGAGUACUCAUCCUUAAAAAACUUGAGUAAGUUUAUAUUUUUCUCUUUUGUUAAAAGAGUAAUGCUUAUAUUCGAUGUGUACUUUGUAAAAACCCUACAAGAUUUUAAGGAUGGUCCAAAUUUGAAAUAGUACACGUCUAAAAUAAUUAACAACAUAAUUGAAAGGUGGGAGAGGCAUGUGGGAGUGUGAGUGCUUUCAUUAAAGACAGUCUACUUUAUUUAAGUUUUGAUAUGAUCUACUGUUAUGGAGAACACUCUUCUUCGGCUACUAAAAGCUGCACUAGCUGUCUCUGGAUAUCGACAACAUACUUAUCUUAUCUAUUGCCGUUUCAUUUCUAUAAUAGUUAGUUUUGCCAUGCUCGAUUAAUCUAGAU